AAUGAGUGGACGAAGAGAACAGAAAAUGCCAACAUCGUCUUAACUAGAAAAUUCAACACAAAUAAUUUCAGAUUGAUUGAAAGCAACCUUCGACAGCCACUCACUUGCUCUUCCACAAUCGUCCUGAUAGCUUUUUCUUUGUCUCUACACCCUUUAUUUGCAUUAAUUGACCUUUGGGAUUGUCAAGAAACCACAACAGUGUUUUUUUCUAACUUAAAAAAUCUUAACAGCAAGGCUCCGAGAGGAUUUCUGGAUAAACUAGCGUCAUUGUUCUCAGUAUAAGCAGUUGAAGUAGAAGAAAUUAACUGACAGCAUACUUAACUUGUGAUUGGGGAAGCAAUGCUGAGGCUCUAUUUCUUGCUAAUUCUUACUCUAACUUUAGCAUUAACAGUCUUUUCUGCUGAUAAAUAUAGCAGGGAUGACUUCCCUCCUGGCUUUAUUUUUGGUGCAGCAACCUCUGCUUAUCAGGUGGAAGGAGCUGCACGUGAGGACGGGAGGACUCCCAGCAUUUGGGAUACCUUUUCUCAUGGAGGUGGAGAUGUGGCGGUUGACGAGUAUCACAAGUACAAGGAAGAUGUCCAACUUAUGGCUGAAACUGGAUUAGAAGCCUAUAGAUUUUCCAUCUCAUGGUCAAGGCUUAUCCCUGAUGGAAGAGGACCUCUCAAUCCAAAGGGCUUAGAGUACUACAAUAACCUCAUCAAUGAACUUAUAAGCCAUGGCAUCCAAGCACACGCUUCGUUAUACAAUUUUGAUCAUCCUCAAUCACUUGAAGAUGAAUAUGGAGGAUGGCUUAGCAGAAACAUUGUGAGAGACUUCACAGCUUAUGCAGACGUGUGCUUCAGAGAAUUUGGAGAUAGGGUUUCAUCAUGGUCCACCAUAAAUGAACCCAACGUCUUUGCUGUGGGAGGCUACGACCAGGGAACAGUGCCGCCUGGACGAUGUUCUUAUCCAUUUGGUAACUGCUCCAAAGGCGAUUCAUCCACUGAGCCAUACUUGGCAGCUCACAAUAUGUUGUUGGCACAUUCAUCAACUGUAAGAUUAUAUAAGAAUAAAUAUCAGAGCAAGCAACAUGGGGUUAUAGGAAUCACCCUCUAUGCCUUUUGGCUUCUCCCCCUGUCUAACUCAACAGAGGAUAUAAAUGCUGCAGGAAGAGCCCGAGACUUCUUUUUUGGUUGGAUUUUAAAUCCCUUGGUGUUUGGAGACUAUCCUGAAAUAAUGAAAAAAAAUGCAGGCUUAAGACUUCCAGUGCUUGCCAACCAAGAAUCCGAAUUGGUUAAGGGAGCGUUUGACUUCAUAGGGCUGAUACAUUAUACUACAGUCUACGUCAUGGAUUCCUCCAAAAGUCUGAAAUUGGAGAACAGGGAUUUUAAUGCAGACAUGGCAGUAGCUCUCUUUUUCGACCAAGAUGGAGAUGUUCCAUUCGGACUAUUUUCAUCAGAGUAUCCUCUAAGGCCUUGGGGUCUGCAAGGAAUAUUGGAGUAUUUUAAGCAAGCAUAUGGCAAUCCUCCAAUUUACAUCCAUGAAAAUGGGCAAGUGAGCCCGCAUAUUUCAUCGUUGGAAGACGCAUCAAGAGUGGAAUAUCUUCAUGCAUAUAUUGGGAGUGUGCUUGAUGCAAUCAGGAAUGGAUCGGACACAAGAGGGUAUUUUGUAUGGUCAUUUUUAGAUGUAAUCGAGAUAUUCGGUGGCAAAGAAUCUAGCUACGGCCUGUAUUUCGUAGAUAUGGAUGAUCCCAGAUUGCCAAGACUACCGAAGAAAUCUGCAUAUUGGUACUCUAACUUUUUGAAAGGAGGAAAGGUCGGCUCAGAUGGAACUUUUGAACUGGAGGAAUCAUUGGGCGAGUCUUCCUCAGACGCAAUUGUUUCAGUAGGUUGAAAUGUUUCUUUUCUUUUACUGGUUUUUUUAGUUGGAAGUUCUUUAGUGCAUUGCUUAUUGAGCAGUUCAAAAUGUAACGGUAUAAAAAAAUUGCUUCUCGACUGCUUAACGUGUUGAACAAAUUGUGGGAAGAAUGAUGUCACUUUUUGCAUUUUUAAAACUUCUACUUCAGUUGCAU
Messenger RNA from Manihot esculenta (cassava), 2050 nucleotides. RefSeq names its product beta-glucosidase 11. Gene Ontology annotation, biological process: carbohydrate metabolic process. Gene Ontology annotation, molecular function: beta-glucosidase activity. The transcript is spliced from 13 exons. The record is from RefSeq and is a predicted model, not a curated record. Bases 340 to 1872 code for a protein of 510 amino acids. NCBI's taxonomy places the organism in Eukaryota, Viridiplantae, Streptophyta, Magnoliopsida, Malpighiales, Euphorbiaceae.